UGUGCCAGUCUCCUUGGGUUGCUCUGGCCUGCCCACACCAUUGCUGCAGCUUUGGUGGCUCUGGAUGGCAGCUGAAGAGGGAUGUUCAAUCUAAUGGCCAAUUGCUGCAACUGGUUGAAACGGUGGAGGGAACCUGUCAGGAAGGUGACACUAAUAAUGGUGGGUCUUGAUAAUGCUGGGAAAACUGCUACAGUCCGAGGAAUUCAGGGAGAGUCUCCUGAAGAUGUGGCUCCAACAGUUGGGUUUUCCAAAAUUAAUCUUAAACAGGGACGCUUUGAAGUCACCAUCUUUGAUUUAGGAGGUGGAAAACGGAUCCGGAAUAUCUGGAGGAAUUAUUAUGCUGAGUCCUACGGUGUCAUAUUUGUGGUGGAUUCCAGUGACAUUGAAAGAAUGGAAGAAACAAAACAAGCCAUGACAGAAGUGUUAAAAAGCCCUAAGAUAUCAGGAAAACCUGUGUUAGUGCUGGCAAAUAAGCAGGACAGAGAAGGAGCUCUGUCAGAAGCAGAUGUGAUCGAGUCCUUAUCUCUGGAAAGGCUGGUUAAUGAACACAAGUGUCUCUGUCAAAUUGAGCCUUGCUCAGCGAUCAUGGGCUGUGGGAAAAAAAUUGACAAAUCAAUCAAAAAGGGAUUAUUUUGGCUUCUCCAUAUCAUAGCAAAAGAUUUUGAUGCCUUAAGUGAGCGUAUCCAGAGAGACACUACAGAGCAGAAGGCACUUGAGGAGCAGAAGAAACUGGAACGAGCUGAGCGAGUCAGGAGGAUACGGGAGCAGAGGGAAAAAGAGGAAGGAAAUGCACCUGAGGAGGAAGACCCUGAGCCUGGGAAAUGUGGGAACCCCUUCCAGCCUAUAUCUGCUGUAAUUUCUGAGAAUGAAAAACAGCUGGAAAAGGAGAAGAAGAGACAAAAGUUGGAGACUGAAAAGGCUACAAUUGUCUUGAAAUCCCAAGCAGAGCAGGACCACUUAUCAAGUAGCAGUAGCCAAAACACAAAUGACAGCAGGCUGGAAGGGUCCAACUCUACAACUGCCCAGCUUUUGCAGCAUGCAGAAGAGAGUGACCAACAAGCCUCAGAAUGCCUUGACUCAGAUAACAAUAAGAAAAAAAGUAAAAAACCAAAAUUAAAAAGGGGUCACAGAGUAGAACCUGUUAAUGCAGAGGACUCUCUUCCCAAGAAUCCUACACCACCAGCAGCCCUUCCACCAGUUGGAUGGGGAACUCCCAAACUUAAUAGACUUGGAAAACUUGAGCCUCUUGGUGAAACACAUCAUCCUGGCAAAUAGAGAGAAGGUGACAAGAAAUGAAAGCCAGAUGAAGAGAUUUCUAUGGGAAGCCUCUGCCUCCACUGACUCUACGCCAAAGACCCAACAGUGAUACCCAUGAUGUCAUUGCCUGACUGGAGCACAAAGAGAAUUCUAAAAAAACAUAAAUUAAAAAUCCUAUUUUUUUUUUACCCUUGAAGGAAAAUUUUUUACGUGACAUUUGAUCAGUAUGUGGCAACUAAACGUGGAGUUCCUCCUGUUGUGCUUAAUGGUCAGACUUUAUCAUUUACUUUCCACAUCACCAGCUCUUCUUCAGGAUUUAUUUGGUUUACUUGUGAAAAGACAUGGCUGUAAACCUGAAGAAAAACACCUUCAAGAUCCCAUAAUACUGGAUUGUACAUUCCCACCGAGACCUUUCUCCAGGUGCUGUGCAGGUGUUGGUAUUUUUUCAGGGAAUAAAUUAUUCUAAAGCAUUUUGUAAGAUUCCUGUAUGAUAGGAUGAAUAUAGAAAGGUUAAACAAAUAUUGAAUAUAUUUUUCUACCUUUUUAUAAAACAAGCUGAAAGUUUGAGUGGAGCUCAGUUCCUGCUACCAAUGGAAUGAUACCUAGGGAGCAUUAUAAAGCUGAUAGUCAAGUGCAUAAAAAUAAAGUGUGUUUGACUCUUAUAUUUCUUUCACAGUACCAAUACCUUUUCUUAGGUAUUACACUACAUAUUGAAUAUUUCUGACAAUCUGAAGCAGAGGGUACGAUAAAAAAAAUGAAAAAAAAUAUAUUUUAUACAAAAUAAUGCUAUUUGAACUAUCUGGAGGUUUUCUUACCUGUUGUUUUAUUUGUUUUGUUAACUGAGUUUGACAUAGGUAAUAAAUUCUGUGGAAAAAUAUAGAGUGAAUACUGUUUUGUCUACUACAACAAACAGGAGAAUUCACAUAGUGGGAAACUUGCACUAAAUAAAUAAUCAGUUUUGAUAGGAAACCCAAUCAACCAGUAUGCAGAUGAUCUCCUUCAGUUUUUAAUCUCAAUAAUAGUAAAAUAUCAUCUUGCAAACUGAAGAAACUCUGUGUUUUUAAGGAUUUCUUUAACACUUCCAUGUAAUGUGUUGAAAAUCACAUACCAGUUAUACCUAAACAAGAAGGGUUACAAUUUGUUAUAUUCCUGUUUAAAUGUUUUUACUGUUACAUGGGAGACAACCAGUGGUGUAUUUGUAAAGGUUCAUUGUUCUGCCACUUAAUGACAGACAGGAGGAAGCCCCCAUUUGGGGGUCUUUUGGAGAAGCAGUAUUUGGUUAUUUUAUAUUAUGGUCUGUCAUCAAUAAUGUGGUUUUACCAAAGGAGUUGAGAUGUUGAAACAAUGUGGUGUGUUAUGUGUUCAGCACUUUGAUAUUGGAAAUCCUCACCAUGCACCCCUUGCAGCAAGGAGUUGCAUAAACAUCUGCCAUAUUAAAAUGAAAUAAUUAAGAUUUUUAAAGAGUAAAGUGGAAUCAGUCUUAAGGAUACUAAGUUUGGAAUAGGUGGAGAGGUUUAUUCCUCUAUGUUUGCUAGUGUAGAGAAAGAAGGAAACAAUUUCUAUGUGACUACCAGCAUGAGAAUACUUCUGUUGUAUUCUAAUAGUGGAACAUGAUUCAGUGGAAUUAUUCUCAGGAUUUGGUCAUUUUCCUUUCAGACAACACAAUACGAAGUGGAGGGGAGGUUGCACAAAAAUUUAUAUGUGCAAUCUCCACUUUACUAACACUAGUUUUGUUACCACUUAAGUUUUUGGCUUAAAGGCUCUACUUUUGCAGACUUACUUUUUUACAGCUUCAAUUUCUAGGACUGUAUUACAGUUUUGUUUUCCUUCUUUCCUACAAUAAAUCAUGGAAGUCUUUAUUAAAAAUAAAGCUAAAUACUGCUGUGGUAACAAAUUUGAGAAACUAAAAUGUUGAUGCUUAUAUAUGAACUGUGUGUUGUGUGUGUGGACACAUGUAUCAUUUUUGAUUUUUGCUUUUAAAAAAAUUUUACCAGUAUGUGACCAAUGUACUCAAAAAUGUUUUAUAAGUUUUUGUUUUAUUAAUAUGCUUUGUAAUUAUUUACUAUGCUGGGGUUUUUCUCAGUAAUUUAUACUGCUAUGACUUUUUAUUUGCUCAAGAUGACAUGUAUAGAAUAAAACUAAUGCAAAGCCUCAA
Messenger RNA from Melospiza melodia melodia, 3412 nucleotides. It is a transcript of the gene ARL13B, whose product is annotated as ADP ribosylation factor like GTPase 13B. NCBI's taxonomy places the organism in Eukaryota, Metazoa, Chordata, Aves, Passeriformes, Passerellidae. Gene Ontology annotation, cellular component: ciliary membrane; motile cilium; non-motile cilium. Bases 82 to 1275 code for a protein of 397 amino acids. The transcript is spliced from 11 exons. Gene Ontology annotation, biological process: non-motile cilium assembly; receptor localization to non-motile cilium. The record is from RefSeq and is a predicted model, not a curated record. Gene Ontology annotation, molecular function: GTP binding; GTPase activity.